This is a messenger RNA of Gavialis gangeticus (Gharial), 4844 nucleotides long. It is a transcript of the gene MTMR7, whose product is annotated as myotubularin related protein 7. The transcript is spliced from 14 exons. The coding region runs from base 340 to 2322 and encodes 660 amino acids. Gene Ontology annotation, molecular function: phosphatidylinositol phosphate phosphatase activity. The record is from RefSeq and is a predicted model, not a curated record. Lineage: Eukaryota; Metazoa; Chordata; Crocodylia; Gavialidae. Gene Ontology annotation, biological process: phosphatidylinositol dephosphorylation.
UUCCUCUGUCUUUUACUCUGGCAUCCCUGCCCAGGCAUGCCUGAACCUGUCAGUCUUUAGGGCCUGGCUGACUGCAUUUGUGCUGCUUGUGCAGGCUGCAUCUAAGCUGGGUGGGGGGGAGGGAAGCAUGGCAUCUGUUCCUGGAGGAGGAGCUGAUUAGCGACCUGCAAGCAUCAAAACAGAGGCACUUUAGCAGCCUUUUAAUAAGUUACCCCCCUUUCCCUCCUGUUCCCUGCCAUCCCCAGAAAAAAGUCUGAUUAAAAAUCUCCCUUGUAGAUGUAUAGGAAACCCUCCUGAGUGGGAGAGGUGGAUGAGCAUCUCAGCAGGGAGCUGGACGCCAUGGAGCACAUCCGAACACCCAAGGUGGAAAAUGUCCGUUUCACUGAUCGUAUAUCUUCUAGGAAAGCUGCAUUGGGAACCUUAUAUUUAACAGCUACCCAUGUUAUCUUUGUGGAAAAUGUUUCUGAAACUCGGAAAGAAACCUGGAUUCUUCACAGCCAAAUUUCCUCUAUUGAAAAACAGGCGACAACUGCUACUGGCUGCCCUUUGCUGAUUCGCUGCAAGAACUUCCAGAUCAUCCAGCUCAUCAUACCUCAAGAGAGAGACUGCCAUGAUGUUUACAUAUCCUUAAUACGCCUGACACGGCCAGUGAAAUAUGAAGAGCUGUACUGUUUUUCAUUCAAUCCAAAGUUAGAUAAAGAAGAGCGAGAACAAGGCUGGAAGCUUGUGGACCUGAAUGAAGAAUAUAAUCGGAUGGGUAUCCCAAAUAAUUAUUGGCAGAUCAGUGAUGUGAACAGAGAGUAUGGAGUCUGUGAUUCGUACCCUACUGAGGUGUAUGUACCAAGAUCUGCAACUGCACACAUUAUAGUAGGAAGCUCCAAAUUCCGGAGCAGAAGGCGUUUCCCAGCACUUUCCUAUUACUGUAAGGAUAACCAUGCAUCCAUCUGCAGGAGUAGCCAACCCUUGUCUGGUUUCAGUGCUCGAUGCCUUGAAGAUGAACAGAUGCUACAGGCCAUCAGAAAGGCAAAUCCAGGAAGUGAUUUCAUAUAUGUUGUUGAUACUCGGCCUAAGCUUAAUGCAAUGGCAAACAGAGCAGCAGGAAAGGGAUAUGAGAAUGAAGACAAUUACUCCAACAUCAAGUUCCAGUUCAUAGGCAUCGAGAACAUCCAUGUAAUGAGGAACAGUCUGCAAAAAAUGCUAGAAGUUUGUGAAUUGAGGUCACCCUCUAUGAGCGACUUCCUCUGGGGCCUGGAGAAUUCUGGCUGGCUAAAGCAUAUCAAAGCCAUCAUGGAUGCGGGCAUCUUCAUUGCAAAGGCUGUGGCAGAGGAAGGUGUGAGUGUUCUUGUUCAUUGCUCAGAUGGCUGGGAUAGAACAGCUCAGGUUUGCUCUGUAGCAAGCCUUCUGUUAGACCCCUAUUACAGGACACUGAAGGGAUUCAUGGUAUUAAUUGAAAAAGAUUGGGUUUCCUUUGGUCAUAAAUUUAAUCACAGGUAUGGGAAUUUAGAUGGUGAUCCAAAGGAGAUAUCCCCAGUUAUUGACCAGUUCAUUGAGUGUGUUUGGCAGCUAAUGGAACAAUUCCCCUGUGCCUUUGAAUUCAAUGAAAGAUUCCUGAUCCAUAUACAACAUCAUAUCUAUUCCUGCCAGUUUGGUAACUUCCUUUGUAACAGCCAGAAGGAGAGACGAGAGUUGAAAAUUCAAGAACGAACAUACUCACUUUGGGCUCAUUUGUGGAAGAAUCGAGUGGAUUACAUGAAUCCUCUCUACAGAGCAGACCACGGUCAAACCCAGGGGACUCUCCACCCACAGACAGCCCCAUGCAACUUCCUGUAUAAGUUCUGGAGUGGGAUGUAUAAUCGCUUUGAGAAAGGAAUGCAUCCGCGGCAGUCAGUUACAGAUUAUCUGAUGGCAGUGAAAGAAGAAACUCAGCAGUUGGAAGAGGAAUUAGAAGUCUUAGAAGAGAGACUAUCAAAUCUUAAAAAAGUGCAGGUAAAUAAUAAUAAAGUAAAGAAUAUGCAACAAGACCGGAACAAAGCACUACGGCUCUCUGCUUCUAACAACAGCAUAGCUAAUACUCCCCAGGAGUACAGUAACAAUCUGAAGUCAUUCCCAUCCCGGAGCCCCUCUCAAGGGGAUGAAGAAGACUCAGCCCUGAUUCUGACACAGGACAACCUGAAAAGCUCUGAUCCUGAUCUCUCAGCCACCAGUGAUCAGGAAUCAGGUGUGGAGGACUUAAACUGCCGGUCGCCAAGUGGUGGUUGCCUGCCCAGUGAAGACAGUGGCAAGGAUCCAGAUUCAGAUGAAGCUGUGUUUCUCACCGCCUGAAAUGACUUUUCAUCAGAGGAAGAAUUGGGGCCAUCUCUGAACUUCUAAAGAAAUCCAAAGAAAGGGAGCCAUGCAAUAGUGUGUGUAAAGGCAGAACAAGCACUUAUCACUAUUGUCUUAUCAUAGUUAAUCAAGAAAGGUAAAUCUCUGCUAUUAUGAACAUUCAUUCAUUCAAGCCACGUGUGGUUGCAUCUUUUAACUUUAAAAGCCAUACAGAAUUAUUCUUUUAUUUUUAUUUAAAAAAUGCUAUUUUUUUUAAUUUCCAUGAUUGCUUCUUUUCCAAGACUCUUGGUAAAGCGUGUUCCUAUGAAAAAGGCCAGAGAGAUAUCAAUGUUAUAAGUACUAGUGAGUUAUCCACAUUUGUGGUCUGGAGUAUUUUUGCCUUCAGGGAGUUUGUGUGCAUUUUUUUUAAUUAUUAACUUUUUUUUCUUUGACGUGUUCACAUUAACAAUUGUUUUAAACAUUUUCCUAUGAAAACCUACUGGGGCAAAGUAAAGGUAAAUUUGAAACCAAAUGAAUAAGAUCAGCUAAGCAGGGACUGGAUCCUAUUACAAUCAAGGGCACUCGCCCAUGAGCACGUGGAGUUACUGAACUAGGAAAGUUCUCAGUUUUUGCACACUGGUGAGCAAAAGUUUCUGCGAGGAAAACGGGAAGAAUAUAAAUAUAAAUGCACAAUCUUUUUCAUAAAGCAUGAUGAAUGUCACUAAUUCCUUUUCAUUUCUAUUUUGUUUUCUUUAUUUAAAUUAUACUUCUUUAUAAAUCCUUGGGAAGCAGGUACAAAUGUGUAACCUUACCUACUUUUAAAGAGCAAAUGUAAAAUUUUUCAAGAGCACCCAAGUCCUACUGACUUAAUGAGACCUGAGGUAAAAAAAAAGUAUCAAAACUAAUUAGAUGCCUAACACCCAGUGAUUUUUCAAUAGGAGUUAGGUACCCAGCCAGCUCAGAAGAUUUGGACCUAGAUUACUUUUGAAAUUAAGGAUUUUCAGAUACAUUUUAUACCCAAAGUUUAGGCUUUACAAAGAAUUCCUUUCUAAAUCCCAGCAUGUGAUCCCAAAUGUGAAAACACAUUUUUAUCUGCCUAUUUCCUUUCCCUUACAGUGGGAAAGGUAAUAGGCUUCAGACCAACCUGAAGCAUGGGUGCCACAAGCGGGACAGGCAGCCUCUGUGCACAACACAUGGCAGACCGGAGGGAGAAGAAAGUGAAGUAGCAGAUAAGGCAGGGAGUACAGGAAAAGAAGCAGAGCAGCACAUUGGGCAUGGGAAGGGGGGAGUGGCAGUUGGGGAGGAUGCAGAGUUAAUUUGUGGCACACCUGCCAAAAAAGGUUGGCCCCUACCGCCUGACAGUAUUUUACAAUCCAAAAAUUACAGCAUGCGAUUUUUCAUUAUGUCCUCGCACUAAAUGACACCGACUAGAACUUUGUAAGAAACGGAUGAAAACGAGAAAUUAAUUUUGUUGACAGAAAUAGGAACAAAAAUGCUAAACACAUUGAGUUGUGAUUUUUAGAAUUACUAUGUGCUUUUAUAUUACACCACAUACUGUUGAGCCAUUUUACAAUAUAAUUUAUUUACAUCUCAUCUCAUCUUCUUGAAGAAACUUUGGAUUGAACUACCAUUGAUCAUAACAUGGUAGACAAGUUUACUUCAGUUAUAUUUCUUGUUAAUCUGUUAAAGAAUUUUUAUAGUUAAAUUACAUAUCUGUCCCUAAAUUUGGAAGUUUGUUAAGAAAUUACUAUUAAAUGUAGUUUGCUUUUGCUAGAUAGAACUUUUUCUUUCCAUUCUAAGAAACUGUUUGGGUAAAGGGAACAGAUAAACUCCAGCACUGAUAAUAUUCUCAUAGGGGAGCUGCCAUAUUUGGAAUACGGAUUUGAAUCCUAAUGGAAGGAUUUAUUGUAGCGUAUAUUGGACAACCCAGAUCUUCACCUUGAACAAAAGCUUGGGGCUCAACUGAGGUCAAUGAAGGGAUAACUAUUUAUACUUAGCUGAGAAUUUAGCUCUGUGCAUUUUUAAAGGUUAUGCUUUUUUAAUAAAAUAAUGUCCCAAUUUUAAUUGUAAUUUUAAAAAGUGUAUUUCAUAUUUUGGACAUAGCCUGUAAAAAUUAUAUUAAAGGAGAUUUUUGAAUGGGUUUUCUUUAAGAAAAUAAAUAUAUGCCGUAUACAGCUAACAGUGAAAACAGGUCAAAUACAUUCUGCCUAAAUAUAAAAGAAUGAGUUUGAUUGCUGCAAUAUUGUCAAUAAGUUAAAAUGUGAAUUUGUACAUUCUGUUAUUAUUGUGUGCAAUUAGAUAUGCCUAGAAAUAGAUGCAAAAUGAAAAUGCUAUCUUCCUGUCACAAACCGUUGUAACAACCUUUAAAAUUAAAAUAUUGGUAUUUUAGGCACCAGUCAUUACUGAGCAGUUCCCAGUUGCAUACCUUUCAGGCCCUGGAAUUUUGGUUUGGUCUCUGUUGUUUAUGUUGUAACCUAUGUAUUGUGAAUUAUACUAGUCUCAUACAAAAUACUUCAGAAAUAAAUACUUAAGCUCCACAG